AUGUGCAGGGACCAGGCGCCACUGCUUCUCCUGCUGCUGUCAGCUAGCUGCCUGGGAGCCCAGGGCCGAAAUCAGGAGGAACGGCUGCUGGAAGACCUGAUGAGGGGCUACGACCCCCACCUGCGGCCUGCCCAGCACGAUGGGGAUGUGGUCAACGUCAGCUUGAAGCUCACGCUUACCAACCUCAUCUCCCUGAACGAGCGAGAGGAGGCACUCACCACCAACGUCUGGAUUGAGAUGCAGUGGUGUGACUACCGUCUGCGCUGGGAUCCACAAGACUACGAGGGCCUGUGGGUGCUGCGGGUGCCGUCCACCAUGGUAUGGCUGCCAGACAUCGUGCUGGAGAACAACGUGGACGGCGUCUUUGAGGUGGCUCUCUACUGCAAUGUGCUCGUGUCCCCUAACGGCUGCAUCUACUGGCUGCCGCCUGCCAUCUUCCGCUCUUCCUGCGCCAUUUCCGUCACAUACUUUCCCUUCGACUGGCAGAACUGCUCCCUCGUCUUCCAGUCCCAGACCUAUAGCACAAGGGAAAUCGACCUGCGGCUGAGCCAGGAAGACGGCCAGACUGUGGAGUGGAUUUUCAUCGACCCCGAGGCCUUCACAGAGAAUGGCGAGUGGGCCAUCCGGCACCGGCCUGCCAAGAUGCUGCAGGACACAGAGGCUGAGGAGGGCGGUUCCCAGAAAGUGGUGUUCUACCUGCUCAUCCAGCGCAAGCCCCUCUUCUACGUCAUCAACAUCAUCGCCCCCUGUGUGCUCAUCUCCUCUGUUGCCAUCCUCAUCUACUUCCUGCCAGCCAAGGCGGGCGGCCAGAAGUGCACCGUAGCCAUCAACGUGCUCCUGGCCCAGACUGUCUUCCUCUUCCUCGUUGCCAAGAAAGUGCCCGAGACCUCUCAGGCAGUGCCACUCAUCAGCAAGUACCUGACCUUCCUGCUGGUGGUGACCAUCCUCAUUGUCGUGAAUGCCGUGGUCGUGCUCAACGUGUCCGUGCGGUCCCCCCACACACACUCCAUGGCCCGAGGGGUCCGAAAGGUGUUCCUGCGGCUUCUGCCCCAGCUGCUGCGGAUGCACGUCCGCCCCGUGGCCCCAGUGGCCGUGCAGGACACCCGGCCUCGGCUACAGAACGGCUCUGCCCUGGGGUGCCCGCUCAGCAGUGGUGAGGAGGCGAGCCUUGGCCUGCCCCGCAGUGAGCUCCUCUUCCGGCAACGGCAGCGGAACGGGCUGGUGAGGGUGGCGCUGGAGACGUUAGAAAAAGGCCCAGGAACAGGGCAGAACCAGGAGUUCUGUGGCAGCCUGCGGCAGGCCGCCCCAGCCAUCCAGGCCUGUGUGGACGCCUGCAACCUCGUUGCCCGUGCCCGCCACCAGCAGAGUCACUUUGACAGUGGCAGUGAGGAGUGGUUCUUGGUGGGCCGUGUGCUGGACCGUGUCUGCUUCCUGGCCAUGCUUUCGCUCUUCGUCUGCGGCACCACUGGCAUCUUCCUCAUGGCCCACUACAACCGGGUGCCCGCCCUGCCGUUCCCUGGAGACCCCCGCCCCUAUCUGCCCUCAGCAGACUGA
Molecule: messenger RNA, 1554 nt
Organism: Ochotona princeps (American pika)
Lineage: Eukaryota; Metazoa; Chordata; Mammalia; Lagomorpha; Ochotonidae
Gene: CHRNG
Product: cholinergic receptor nicotinic gamma subunit
Exons: 12
Coding region: 1-1554 (517 amino acids)
Biological process (GO): nervous system process; signal transduction; chemical synaptic transmission
Cellular component (GO): postsynaptic membrane; synapse; neuron projection
Molecular function (GO): acetylcholine-gated monoatomic cation-selective channel activity; transmembrane signaling receptor activity
Source: RefSeq, a predicted model, not a curated record